AUGGAGUUUAGUGACUUUUAUAAACAUAGUUCUUACCUUACAAAGUUUUCACCUGAUGGGCUUCACAUAGCCACGGUUUAUCAGAAGAGGCUUGCGGUUCGCGAUUCUAUUACUCUAAAAGUUCUCAACGUUAAUCAAAGCGAUACAGCUAUAGAGCACGUCAAUUGGUCGCCAGAUUCUCAUUUCUUCUUGGCAGCAAGUUAUACAGCUGGUACUGUGUACAUAGGAUGUAUUGGCGAGAAUAACUGGUCAGCAGUCAUAGAGGAAGGAACGGCUGGACUUAAACAUGCAAGAUGGACACCUGAUGGGAGGGGUAUCAUGUGUUUUUCAGAUUUCCGGCUACGUUUGACAAUAUGGUCACUUGCUACUGGUGAUGUUUGUUACAUGCAGAAUCCAAAAUACAAUGAGAAAGGUUAUAGUUUUCGUAAGGAUGGGAGGUACUUUGCUCUCACAGAGCGACGGGAGGGGAAAGACUUUAUAGGAAUAUAUGAUUGUGAAAAUAAAUGGAACUUAGUAAGGCAUUUUGCCGUCGACACUGUUGAUCUCGAUAACAUUGCGUGGUCGCCCGAUGGUCGUGUAAUUGCCGUCUGGGAUAAUUGCAUACAGUACAAAGUUUUGAUCUAUACACCAGAUGGUCGAUGUCAAAAAUCAUAUUGUGCAUAUGAAAUGGGUUUAGGGGUGAAGACAGCCACUUGGUCACCUUCGAGUCAAUUUCUGGCUGUUGGCAGUUAUGAUCAAAGGCUACGCUUUCUCGGUAACUACACAUGGGAACCAGUGAUAGAAUUUUAUCACGCCGGGGCUGUCAAUGUUGAAGGCUUGACAAUACUAAGAGAGGAUGUUGAAAUGCCUGCACGUGAAUACGAAAAACCAAUAGUUACAUAUAUUAAAGAGGAACAACCAUAUGAACUGCCAGCCAAUCGCGCGGGUCCAGAGAAAGGACAACCAAGAAUAGGUGUCGGCACUUGUAAAUUCAAUGCGGAUGGAACCCUGCUGGCAUCACGCAAUGGCAAGUCCUGUGUGUGGAUAUGGGAUAUCUGUAACAUACAACCCAUCGUAUUAAUCGUGCAAUUAAAACCGGUCAAACAAUUCCUGUGGAAUCCAAUUGAUCCUGACCAGUUGGCCAUUUGCAGUGGAUCCAAUACUCUGUGUUUUUGGUCCGCUCAUGAAAUGGAUGUUUGUCAUGUCGACGUACCCAACGCAACUUUCUGUGUAAACAACAUCCGAUGGCGUCCAGAUGGGAAAUCCUUAUUGAUAAUGGAUAAAAAUAUGUUUUCUACAGCUAAUUUCCAGUGUGAAGAGGAUGAGGCAGGGGAGCAAGAUUUAGCUUCAAUCAUUCAUUCUUCAUCUUCAUCUUCUAAUAUCAAAUAA
This is a messenger RNA of Paraglomus occultum, 1368 nucleotides long. The record is from the annotation of a GenBank genome assembly. NCBI's taxonomy places the organism in Eukaryota, Fungi, Glomeromycota, Glomeromycetes, Paraglomerales, Paraglomeraceae.